UUUGAGAUGGCAGUCUGACGUUCGGCAAGACUUUUUAAAACGUAAUUGAACAGCCGACUGAACAAAAGGAGAAGAAAUGGGAUUGAAGUAAAGGGAAUAAAACUCAUCGUUAAACUCAGCUCCUCCUCCUCCUCCUCCUCAUCAUGCCUGUGGUUCAUCCCAUUGCUAAUCAGACGGUAACUCCCCCCUUCCCCACCAACUCCACCCUCAACCCGGCCGCCGUCGCCGUCGUCGGCUUCAUCAACGACAUCCUCAACGACAUCCCCCUGCCUCUCUGGGCGAUAUACCUGAUCGCUGUGGUCGGCACUCUGCUCGUUCUGCUCUGCUGCCUCUGCAUCUGCAUCAAGUGCUGCUGCAAGAAGAAGAAGAAGAAGCAGCAGAAGAAGAACGAGAAGAUCAACAUGAGCGACGUCAACGGAAAAACCACCAGCGCUCUGGUUCAGCCUGAUGUGGCAGAUGUGGAUUACGGAUCGACCAAAAAGCAGAGAGGGAAGCUGCUCUACUCUCUGGACUACAACGCUGCUCAGUCUGAGCUCAAUGUCGGGAUCAAACAGGCGGACAGUCUGAUGGCCAUGGACCUGGGGGGCAGCUCGGACCCGUACGUUAAGGUGUACCUCUGCCCCGAGAAAUCCAAAAUCUUCGAGACCAAAGUGUUCAAGAGCACGCUGAACCCCGUCUUCAACGACCACUUCAGUUUCCAGUUAUCUAAGGCGUCUCUGCUGAAGUCGACGGUGGUGAUGCAGGUUUUUGACUUCAACAGAUUUUCCAAACACAACAUGAUCGGAGAGCUGCGUCUCCAGCUGAGCAGCGUCGACUGGAACCACGUCAUCGAGGAGUGGCAGGAUCUCGGAGAGGCCGCCGAGUUCGAGGAGGAAGAACUUGGGGAGAUCUGCUUCUCUCUGCGUUACGUUCCCUCCGCGGCCAAACUGACCGUCGUGAUCCUGGAGGCCAAAAACCUGAAGAGCAUGGACAUUGGAGGGAGCUCAGACCCAUACGUGAAGGUGCAGCUGGCUCUGGACAAGAGGAAGUGGAAGAAGAGGAAGACGUCGAUGAAGAAGAGAACGCUGAACCCGUAUUACAACGAGUCCUUCACCUUCGAUGUGACUUUUGAACAAAUCCAGAGGGUGAACCUGGUGAUCUCGGUGUGGGAUCACGACGCUAUGACCCGUAACGACACCAUGGGGAAGAUAUCUCUGGGCUGCGACGCGUCGGGGAACCAGCUGAGGCACUGGGCCGACAUGCUGUCCAACCCGCGGCGCCCGGUCGCUCAGUGGCACGGCCUGCUGACGGCCGAGCAGGUCAACUCCACGCUGACCCUGAAGAAGAAGAUCCCACUGCAGAGCAAACUGCCCUUCCUGAGGGACAGAUGAAGACAUGAAGGACACAUGAAGACCUAGAACAUGCAGGAACAGGGGAUUUAAAUAAUGGUGAAAGAAACAUCCUGCAAGUCAUUUUAACCAGAAAAUAGGUCAAAAAUAGUGACUCUAAAAAAUAAUGACUUAGUAUCUCAAAAAUAAUGUUAAUAACCACUAAGUUUCUCAAAGCAAUGGCUAAGUAUGUAGAAUAAAUGAUUUAUAUUGAAAAUAAAUGAUUUCGUAAUGUCAAAAUAAAGACUUAUGAGUCAGAAAUAAUGAUUUAUAAUUGAAAAUAUGUUAAAAUUAUGACUUAAUAUGUCAAAAUAAUGACUUAAUAUGUCAAUAACCACUACGUUUCUCAACUUUCUCAAUGUCAAUAACCACUAAGUUUCGCAUCGCUCUAAACGCUCGAGUUUCACCGCGGCUGCCAGCUGUGUUUACUCGCAUCAUUCAAACAAGACACGCUGGUAAGGGGGCUACAACUACAACAAAAGGAACA
Molecule: messenger RNA, 1854 nt
Organism: Gymnodraco acuticeps
Lineage: Eukaryota; Metazoa; Chordata; Actinopteri; Perciformes; Bathydraconidae
Gene: syt8
Product: synaptotagmin VIII
Exons: 9
Coding region: 144-1370 (408 amino acids)
Biological process (GO): regulation of calcium ion-dependent exocytosis; regulation of dopamine secretion; calcium ion-regulated exocytosis of neurotransmitter
Cellular component (GO): synaptic vesicle membrane; axon; dense core granule
Molecular function (GO): calcium-dependent phospholipid binding; calcium ion binding; clathrin binding
Source: RefSeq, a predicted model, not a curated record